Molecule: messenger RNA, 1778 nt
Organism: Nelumbo nucifera (sacred lotus)
Lineage: Eukaryota; Viridiplantae; Streptophyta; Magnoliopsida; Proteales; Nelumbonaceae
Product: transcription factor MYB1-like
Biological process (GO): regulation of DNA-templated transcription
Cellular component (GO): nucleus
Molecular function (GO): RNA polymerase II cis-regulatory region sequence-specific DNA binding; DNA-binding transcription factor activity, RNA polymerase II-specific
Source: RefSeq, a predicted model, not a curated record
UUAAACAAUUCAGCUGUCCCCUGGAACAAUAGCAGUUAGGCGGGUAGGUACGGUGGGGGAGAGAGAGAGAGAGAGAGAUGAAAAAGGAAGAAGCAAUAGUCGCCGGCGACGGCGGUUGCGGUGGUGAUGGUAGUGCCAGUGGAACUGGUGGUGAUGGUGCCGAUAGCGGUAGCGGCGUUGGAGUAGUCGGAGAGGGAAACUGUAGCAGCAGCCGAGUCCGGAGCGGGUCGGAGGAUCGAGUUAAAGGGCCUUGGUCUCCCGAAGAAGACGCGAUUCUUAGUAGAUUAGUGAGCAAGUUCGGCGCCAGGAAUUGGAGCCUCAUCGCCCGAGGUAUUGCUGGGAGGUCCGGAAAGUCGUGUAGGCUCCGAUGGUGUAAUCAGCUAGACCCUUGCGUCAAGCGCAAACCUUUUACUGAUGAAGAAGAUCGGAUAAUAGUUGCAGCCCAUGCAAUUCAUGGGAACAAAUGGGCAUCAAUUGCGAGGCUUUUACAAGGGAGAACAGAUAAUGCUAUAAAGAACCACUGGAAUUCUACCCUGAGACGCAGGUGCAUGGAGCUUGACAGGUUUAGGUCAGCAUCGGGUGAUAUGGUGGAAGAAGCCAGCCUUGACAAAACUAAAGCAUCCUCUGAAGAAACACUGUCAUGUGGAGAUGUCAAUUCAUUCAAGUCCUUGGAUGGAAAAGAUGUCAACUCCCUGGAGAACAUAUCAAACCAGUAUGAAGACAAGGCUCAAAUAAAAGAGGAUCAUGGAAGUGCUGAAGCAAAAGAUCCACCUACCCUCUUCCGUCCAGUGGCACGUGUUAGUGCAUUUAGCCUCUACAAUCCUGUGGAUGGACCUACAAUUAGAUCUUCAUCUGGUGCAGUUCCAUUGCAUGGGCCAUUGGUUCAACCCUCAAAACCAGAUUUUGGGAUAUGCAAAUUGCUUGAAGGUGAUGUUUGUGGUGAUCCCUUGGUACCACCACGAUGUGGGUAUUGCUGCUGUGGGACUCAGAAUGGAGCUCAGAGUGGAGGGAAUUCUCAAAGCUCUUUGCUGGGGCCUGAGUUUGUUGAUUUUGUGGAACCUCCACCCUUCUCAAGUCAUGAGUUGGCUUCAAUAGCAACAGAUCUAAGCAACAUAGCUUGGCUUAAGAGUGGCUUGGAGAAUGGCAGAACCAAAAUAUUGGAUAAUGCAGCUGGUGGAAUGAUUUCCCAAGCAGCACAAAUGCAAAUGGGACAUGUCGAAGAGAAUAGGAAGAAUGACCAUCUACGAUUUGAAGAGGGAAGAAACAAAUUGAUGGGCAUGAUGACGGAAGUGUUGUCAUCUCAGAUGGCCAGGCAACCAUUUGGGGUUCCGGCUAAAGUUGAGGGUUUGAUUUGAGAUAAAAUGCCAGGAUUUUCAUGUUUGUAGAUGCCAAAAAAUCGGACAGGUUAAGGUAUUAAGUGAUUACUGAGCUUCGCUCGUACAUCCUUCUGUAUCAAGUGUAUUGAGCAAUGAAGACUGCGGAUUCUCCACCAAGGCUUUCCUAUUCACAAGUGGACAAAUCAUGCCGAUUAGAAUCUCUCUCUGUGAAUACCCGUUUCAAUUGGCUUCAAUGCCAAAGAUCUGUUUUGCACCGAGUCAAUGUAGUUGAAUCAGCCAAUCAGGUUCGAUUUUCACGCGAUUGAAAGAAUGUUCUGUGUGGAAAGAUGGACCUAUGUUAUGUUUAAAGUUUCUUGGUUAAAGAUAUAGUGCAACUUGCUAUGACCAAUGAAAAACACAUCAGAGUUGAUAGAAUAUAGAUAAAUCCCCCUUUUAUUCUCA